Plasmodium gonderi is the source of this 933-nucleotide messenger RNA. RefSeq names its product variable surface protein. The transcript is spliced from 3 exons. The record is from RefSeq and is a predicted model, not a curated record. Bases 1 to 933 code for a protein of 310 amino acids. NCBI's taxonomy places the organism in Eukaryota, Apicomplexa, Aconoidasida, Haemosporida, Plasmodiidae.
AUGCAGAAAAUUGAUUGUCCAGAUUCUUACAAGAAGGAAAAUGCGUGUGCUAUUUAUUUUUAUGGACUUUUUUACAAAGUUCGCACUAACUUUACAGAAAAUUUUUAUAAAAAAUACAUUGACAAAAUUAAAAAUAUGAAUGAUCCUAUUUUAAGACAUACUGCUUUAUAUCUGAUAGAAAAUUAUGAAGAAUCCAAGGUUUAUUUUGAUAAUAUUAAGUAUUGGAAAAGUUCACUUGCUUGUGAAAUGUUGAACAAAUGGUUGGACAAUAAGAGAAGCUUCUUCACACAUGGAGAAAAAUGUGAAACAAAUGUGAAUAUGUGGAAAAAUCAUAUUGAAUCAAUAUGGGAUGAUCUUAAUAAUAAUAAUACUAGUGCAAAUAAUCGUUGUGAAAGGAAAGAAAUAUAUGCAGGAAAUGCUUACAUUCCUAGUGAAUUACUUCCUCCUGUAUGUUAUUUGCAUGUACCAGAGAAUUAUGUUUGUGUCCAAGAAUUACCAAGUCAUGCAAAUACGGUAAAAAGUAUGUGCCCAAGAAUUAAGGAUAUUUGUACCAGAUGUAAAUCAAAAGAGCUUCCAAAGUUAAGCACCCCUGAAAACGACAAUGUUCAUAUUGGAGAAUGCCCUCUCAUUGAUAAAACUGAAUUUUUUUCUUCACCACAGCGACAAAUAUACUGUGAAGAAUGUCCCUCAACGGUAAAUACUGUUGCUUCAACAGUAUUUUCAACGUUUUUGGGAACUUAUAUUAUUCUUUUUUUACUAUAUAAAUUUACCCCUCUUGGAUCUCUGUUGUCAAAACGAACGAUAAAGAAAAAGAGACUAAAGAAGAAUUUUAUGCAAGAAGUGCCAUACGAAGAAUGUGAAAGUCCAAGAAAUAAUAACACGCAGCAUGGGAGCAUAAGAAAUAAUAUAUAUUACCAAUAUAUGCAGAAUUAG